Messenger RNA from Phytophthora sojae, 2055 nucleotides. RefSeq lists its product as hypothetical. The coding region runs from base 1 to 2055 and encodes 684 amino acids. The transcript is spliced from 5 exons. Lineage: Eukaryota; Oomycota; Peronosporomycetes; Peronosporales; Peronosporaceae. The record is from RefSeq and is a predicted model, not a curated record.
AUGGCGCAGCAGACGCCGAGCUUCAGUCGAUCCCGAGCCUCGCAGCGCUCCACGCACCGUCUCGCAGUGCCCGCGCUCUCCAUGUCGCUGCGCAGUCGGCGCGCGGAGCACCACAGCGUCACGCUCGGCCUGCCGCAGCUCGACCGCUACCACGACCGAGCCGAGAAGGCGUUGACGGAGACCAUCGCCGCCUAUGGCCAACUGGGCCAAGACGUCGACGCCGCGAGGUGGAAAUGCCUUCGCGCGCGGCACGGCGUCCGCCUCUUUCGCGGCCGGUACCCCACCACUGUAGGACGCACGCCGCUGCUAUGUGUGGGGGCCCUACGCGGCAGCUUCGACGACAUCAUGGAGGGAGUCUAUUGCCAGAGCACGGAGGAAAUGCUGCUCAUGAACGCCAUCAAGUGCCCGCGUCUAGCAGAGAGCGCCGUGCUCUACGCCGUGCAGCGCCAAACGCUGUGCGAGCCGUUCGCCUUCACGGGCAUCAAGUGGACGACCAUCAAGCUGUCCGUCGCCAGCAACCGCGGCUUGUGCUACUUCGACAAGAUGGGGCUCGUCCGUCAGACGUCGGGCAAGCGCAUGGCCUACCACGUCAUGCAGUCCGUGGAUCUGUCCGAGCUGCCGCACAAGGCCAUGCACAAGCGGGUGCAGGCGUCGCUGUGCUACGUGUUCGAGGAGCUGGAGGACGACAUGGUGGCCGUCUACAUGCAGGGCGAGAUGGACCACGCCGCGCUGUCCUACUUCUCCACGCCCGCCGUGUCGGACUUGUUGCUGGCCGUGACCAACGCGCUCGAGUGCGCGCGGGCCAAGAAGCUCGCCGAGAUGAUGGCGGUGGCGCCUCCUGGCCGAUUCAGACGGAGGUCCUCUCGCCGAUGCUGCGACGUGUGUCGAGGCACCACCUCGUUCUUUGAAAGCCUGCAGGAGUGCGCGGGCUGCAACUUCAAGUACGUCUGCAAGAAGUGUCGGCUUAAGGAGAACGUGCUCGCGCGCGACUCGAGUUCGAGGUUGCAUCUGCUGCGCGCGGAGUUCUGUCGCGUGUGCAUCUCCAAGAUGGACUCGACGUCCAUCGACCAGCUCCGGGCCGAGGCCGGAGGCUUCAUCCGCACGGCGGAAAUGAACGCCGCGUUCUGUGAAGCGGACGAGGAACCGGAGCAAGUGGACGUCCCCGGCAGUGACCGCUCUCUGACGGCGUUCACGCUUAAGAUCUCGGCCCAGCUGCAGGACCUCAGCAGCCGCAGCGACGUCCGCAUCUCCAACUUGUCGUCCAUGGAGAAAGUGUCCAUAUCGGAGGACGAAGACGACGACGCGUUGAUGGGCGAGGGUCGAGACGUGCUCAACUCGAUUGGAAAGAAGAGCCACCAACUCGUGCCCGCAGCGGACACAUCGCGCCGCAGUGUGCGCUCGACCGCGUCUACGGCAUCGUCCUCGCACUACCAUGACGAGGAGGAGGCCGAACAGUACCGCAAUUCACUGUUCGCGAGGCUACUGCAGGUUUCAAACCAAGCAGAGGCGACGUUCCACCUCACCAAAGAGCAGUCGCUCGUCGCGCACUCGGUCUUCCAGCGCAACAACCGCAGGGGCGGUCAGGGCUCCGACGGAUCCGUAUACAGCCAGCAGAGCGACCAUCGUCCCAAGCCAUCCAUCUUCUGGCGCUGUGACGUUGCCGUCCCGCUGGACAAGGAAGAGGUGCGGCCAGGGGAUCUUGAUGCCGAUGGCCACCUGGAUGUUCGGGUGCUCCAUGUAGUGGUGCAGCUUCUGGCGCAAGUGCUCCGUCGCCUCAGAGAGUUGAGCUGCCACCACUGCGUGGAUCCUGUCGAUGAAAAGGUGGUGGGCCAGGACGCGGCCAGCGCCGCCCUCGGCAUUCCGAGUGAUCGAUCGAAGACGACAACGGGUGAUCCGCCCUUCGUCUUCGUCGCGCGGUUGCCCGUCUUCUUCUCGCUCGCGCAGUUCUCGUCUUUCGGAAUGGUGGCGUCCGGCAACAUGCCCGACCGCCAAGAAAACCGCACCAUUACCAUUAAUCCGCUGCGGCUGAGUAACUUCAUCGAGGCCAAUCGGUGA